Messenger RNA from Prionailurus viverrinus (fishing cat), 1177 nucleotides. RefSeq names its product glycoprotein VI platelet (gene GP6). The coding region runs from base 1 to 1023 and encodes 340 amino acids. The record is from RefSeq and is a predicted model, not a curated record. The transcript is spliced from 9 exons. Lineage: Eukaryota; Metazoa; Chordata; Mammalia; Carnivora; Felidae.
AUGGCCCCGUCCCUGUCUGCCCUUCUCGGUCUCGGGCUGUGUCUGGGGCAGGUGGUGCAAAGCUCCCCUUCCCUUCUAGUCUCUCUGCCCAAGCCCUCCCUCCGUGCCCUGCCUAGCUCCCUAGUGCCGCUGGAGAAGCCGGUGACCAUCCAAUGCCAGGGGCCUCCGGGUGUGGACCUGUACCGCCUGGAGAAGCUGAGGUCUGGGAAGUAUAAGGAUCAGGCCGUCCUCUUCAUCCCGGCCAUGAAGCAAAGUUUCGCCGGGUGCUACCGCUGCUCCUACCAGAACGGGACCCGCUGGUCUCCCCCCAGCGACCGGCUGGAGCUGGUGGCUACCGAAGUUUACGCCAAGCCCUCGCUUUCAGCCCAGCCUGGCCCGGCCGUAUCCCCAGGAGGGGAUGUCACUCUACAGUGUCGCAGCCAAUACGGUUUUGACCAAUUUGCUUUAUACAAGGAGGGGGACACUGGCCCCUACAAGGGACCUGAGAGGUGGUACAGGGCCGAUUUCCCCAUCAUCACAGUGACUGCUGCCCACAGUGGGAUCUACCGAUGCUACAGCUUUUCCAGCCAACACCCAUACCUGUGGUCAGCCCCCAGCGACCCCCUGGAGCUUGUGGUCACAGGGACUUCUGCGACCCCCGGCUGGUUACCCACAGAACCACCUUCCUCUGUGACAGAAUUCCCAGAAGCCUCCAGGAAACUGAACAUCUCAUUUAUCAACAAAGGCUCCACAACUGAGCCUUCCAGGAAUAUCACCAUCUUUCCAAAGGGGUCAGACUCUCCAAUUGGUCUUGCCCAGCAGCACUACACCAAGGGCAAUCUGGUCCGGAUAUGCCUCGGGGCUGUGAUCCUAAUACUCUUGGUGGGGUUUCUGGCAGAAGACUGGCACAGCCGAAAGAAACCCCUGCUGCACUUGGUCAGAGCUGUCCACAGGCCACUCCCACCCCUUCCGCAAACCCAGAAGCCACACAGUUGGCAGGACAAGGGUCGACCAGAUGGCUAUACCCAUGGGUGCCACAACUAGAACCCCAAGGCUUGGCUGUAUCUGUGAGACAGGGAUUGUGGAGACCGUGUGUGGAACGCACUCACGAAACCUCAGACCCUGAGAAUGAAGAUGCUCUAGGAAAAACCUACAUCCAGCGGAACAAGAGGCCUUGAGACAGAAACAGAAGGAAGGA